This is a messenger RNA of Cololabis saira (Pacific saury), 2513 nucleotides long. Its product is annotated as meprin A subunit beta-like. NCBI's taxonomy places the organism in Eukaryota, Metazoa, Chordata, Actinopteri, Beloniformes, Belonidae. The record is from RefSeq and is a predicted model, not a curated record. The transcript has 16 exons. Gene Ontology annotation, cellular component: membrane. Gene Ontology annotation, molecular function: metalloendopeptidase activity; protein binding; zinc ion binding. The coding region runs from base 65 to 2041 and encodes 658 amino acids. Gene Ontology annotation, biological process: proteolysis.
UCACAACAGCUUUUUAUUUAAGGAGGAGACAUUCAGGGUGGCAGCAGGUAGGACCAGACUCACCAUGAGCAUGAAAGGCUUCAUGUUUGUUGUGUUGAACUUGGCAUUUUCAUCAGGACUCUACAUAAGUACAAAUGAACCAGAUGUUGAGGAAGUCAUCAUCAACAACUCGACAGAGCCGUCAAAGGAUGCAUUCUACGAUGACAUCCGUGAGCUUCCAUUUCAGAGGAGUUCCAUUAUUGACGAGUCCGAACUGUGGACGUUUCCAGUUCCAUAUGUCUUCGACGAAAACCUUGACUUGAAUGCCAAAGGAGUCAUGCUGAGAGCCUUUGAUCAAUUCAGACUGAAAUCAUGCAUCGACUUCAAGCCAAGGGACUUUGAGGAAUACUACCUUAAGGUCCAGAAGUUAACCGGGUGUUUUUCAUAUAUUGGGAAAGUAAUCCGCAACGGACAGGACCUCUCCAUUGGCAGUAACUGUGAUUACCUCUACAUUGCUGAACACGAGAUCCUCCACGCUCUUGGGUUCUUCCACGAGCAGUCCAGAUAUGACAGAGACGAUUAUGUGAGAAUCGUAAACGAGAACAUUUUAGAAGGUCGGGAGCGUAAUUUUAACAAGGUUGAGGACAGUUCCACCCAGGGAGUCCCAUAUGACUACUGGUCUGUGAUGCAUUAUGGGAAAGAUGCUUUUACAAAUGGCAAUGGCUCAACAAUCAUCACCAUAGACCCCAAAUUCCAAGAUGUAAUUGGUCAAGAUCUGGAAAUGAGUACUCGUGAUGUCCAGGAAUUGAACCUUCUCUACAAAUGCAACUCCACCAUCGCCUUUGAUAUGCACUGCAGCUUCUCUAAUGGGACUAUGUGCCAAAUGAAUCGCUGUUCACGAGGUGGGAAUGGCUGGGACAUGGUGACACAAGUUUAUGGGGGUCCAGACUCUGACCAUACCACACUACCUGGUGGAAACACAGAUCAUGGGCAGGAAUCAGGUUACUUCAUGCAUGCAAGCACAGCAUCCGGUCAAGAAGGAGAUUCAGCAAGCUUGGAGACCAGGAUGAUGAGUCCAAAACGGGACUGUCAUGUCCAGUGCCUCCAGUUCUACUACUACCACAGUGGGAACGACUCGGAUACACUUAACAUCUGGAUCAGAGAGUUUCAGGAUGAACAGGACUCCACAGGAACCCUCCGCCUCAUGGGACAGAUCACUGGCCCACAAACCUCUCACUGGAAACUCCAACAUGUUUCUCUGAACGCCACCAAGAACUUCCAGGUGGUGUUUGAAGUUCGGAAAGGAGCAGGAAAUUCUCCAGGAGGAUUCUCAAUAGAUGACAUCAACCUCUCUGAAACUGAGUGUCCACAUGUAACCGUUCAGAUUGAUGAGUUUGAGAAACUGUUGAACACUACUGACUUUAGAACCAGAGUUUACAGUCCCCGGCAGUACUCCAAGGACGGCUAUGCUUACAGGGUAGCUGUGACAAUCUACCAGACAUUUUUCGGACUGAACUUUCAACUCGUGUCAGGUGACUAUGACGACCAGCUGAAGUGGCCUUGCCUACAGAGGCAAAUUACUUCCCAAAUGCUGGACCAGAACCCCAACAUCAAGCUGCAGAUGUCUAAACAGAGGAGUAUUACCACUGAACUAGGUCAUGUGACCUCUGACGGUGACGUUGUCUGGGAUAACCCUCGGGAGACUGGUGUUCCCAUUGUAGAUGAGAAUAAUCAGACAAUCUACGUCGGACCUCUGUAUGGUUAUUAUUUUGCAAAUGUGGACGAGAUGGAAACCAGAGAGUUCCUCAAAGGAGGAACUGCUAUUUUCACAUUCAACUUUCAAGAUCUCACUCCUCUAGUUUAUGGAAAUGUUCUACCCUGUGCUCAAGUGGCAUCAGUGAACAUCCCACAUCCUCCCGCAGAAGGCCCAUGCUCCACACGGAUCUCACCCACUACCGCUGGACCCUCUACAACAGAUGACAGCAUUUUUGGCUCGUCUCCUGUUAUGGUGCCGUCUGCUGUCCUCACCGUCCUCCUCACAGUGAUGCUUAUGAUACCUUGAUGAGCAUCUUCCAAAACAGCAAAUCUUAUGUCUUUUUGCACAGACAGCACCACAAAUGUGCUGACUUGCAUAUAAGUAUGUGUGUUUUUUUAAAAGGCAAAUAGGGCAGAGUGUUGAUCGAAAUACAUGCUUUAUGGAUAGAGGGAAUUAUAGAUCUUACUUAUAUGUGGUCAGCGUGUUACUUGUUUAAAGACAAGCUUCUGACAUAAGGGCUUUCAUUUGGUGGUGGGAACAUCUAUCUGUUACAAAGCAUCUAUGCGUUAUUUUUAAACAAUACUUGGGGUUAUAUUGUAGCAAUUAUCGAUACACUUAUUUCUGGGUCCUUUUUUUUUAAUCUCCAGUGUGUUUGAUUAAGUAAAUGAUUGUUUUUUGGGGAGGUUAGUAUACAAGUGUAGCUUUUAUAAUACUGUCAUGUUUUAUUAUGGAUCUUGUUGGCCUGUAGAAAAUAAAGAAUAAAGAUGUUUAAACAAAA